AUGGAGGACAAGGAGAACGCUCCCUUUCCAAGGAGAACGCUCGGUGCGGAGUUCGUCUACAAAUUCCCCUGGAUAGACAGAGACACUGAGCACUUCACAUUGAAUGGGCCCGGUGGGUCACCAUCAGGCAUAAUCAAGGCCCUCAACGGCUUCUUCAACAAGGUCACUGAGGCACUCCGGCUGAACGAGGUCCGGGUUUACUUGUCUCAAGCAGAGGAGAAGGCGCGCCAGAGGCGGAAGAAGAGGACGAACAGACAGCACUGCCAAAGGGUCGUGAACCGCACCGAGACAUGGGCUGCAUGGAGUGGAGCGGCGUCGCAUCUUUGUGACGAAGCCAAGAAGACACCAGCGCCGACGUCCCGGAUGCUCGUCAACCUAGAUGACUUCAAGGAUUUUCAAGAGAAGCUGAGGGAAGAAAUGCACAGAGCUGGCAUGACUUCCAUGAGCAACAAAGAUUUGCAGGGGACCAGAGGUGAUGACCAAAAUGCCGUUGAAGGCAUCUCAGCUGAGCCCGCAUUGGGGCUAGCUGGCGAAGGGGAUGCUGCGGAAGAGGGUGCACGUGUCACGAAUGCGGAGGGGGCAGAGCGCUCCGACUUCCGCCAAAAUUCCUAUGUGCCAACGUCCCCCGUCUACAACAAGCGCAACUUCCAAGCGACACAUGAUGCUGACUUGAACGCCCCGCUGGAAAGGGGCAAAAAGCGCAAACAUGACGAAGCAAGGGGCAAAGCUGGUGCGGCGAGCGAGCCAUGUGGAGAAGGUCGCGAGCAGGUGGUCGAGAGUGAGACGGCGGGUGCAAGGGAGGAGUCGGACUCAGAAGCCUCGUCGCAACGAGCAGCGUCUUCUGGUGGGGACGACUGCGAAGAGGCUGACGACGAGACCUCUGAAGAGGACGAGGAAGAGACCAUGUCGGACCGGGAGAUGUUGGACAACCGCCUCCAGCAGGUUGACUCUGCCCAUGAUCAUCGUCGUGCGGACCAAGAAAGAGAGAUUGGUGCAGAUCGGAUGGGAGCCCCGCAGCUGGGCGGGUCUUAG
This is a messenger RNA of Klebsormidium nitens, 1032 nucleotides long. Lineage: Eukaryota; Viridiplantae; Streptophyta; Klebsormidiophyceae; Klebsormidiales; Klebsormidiaceae. The record is from the annotation of a GenBank genome assembly.